This is a messenger RNA of Papaver somniferum (opium poppy), 1221 nucleotides long. Its product is annotated as rRNA-processing protein fcf2-like. Bases 45 to 638 code for a protein of 197 amino acids. NCBI's taxonomy places the organism in Eukaryota, Viridiplantae, Streptophyta, Magnoliopsida, Ranunculales, Papaveraceae. Gene Ontology annotation, molecular function: RNA binding. Gene Ontology annotation, biological process: RNA processing. The transcript has 6 exons. Gene Ontology annotation, cellular component: nucleolus. The record is from RefSeq and is a predicted model, not a curated record.
AUCCUUCUUCUUCCUCCUUUGCAAGUUCAUACAGACGAACAGAAAUGUUAUCAAGUAAGCCUAAAAUUGGUCUUACAUGGGAACCUAAUCUCACCAUGUUCAAAUCUGGUGGAACUACUGCAACUAGUUCCACAAAAUCUAUGCCUCAAAUUCCUAAACCAAAAACUGAACUUAUCGAUGGAAUUUAUGUUCCACCUGCUGAUCCAAAGUUGCGGAACAAAUUGGUCAGAAAACAACUCAAAGACACCACUGGUAAAAACUGUGCGUGCAGGUUUGAUAUGCCAGCUCAAACUAUUACACCUGAGAUAAAAAAUGACUUCCAGAUUAUGAAGUUGAGGAAUGUGAUAGAUUCUAAGAGGCACUACAAGAAAGGUGAUUCAAAUUCAAAGGAGCUUCCCAAGUAUUUCCAGAUGGGUACUGUCGUUGAGUCUCAAACAGAUUUCUACUCAGGCAGGUUAACUAAGAAGGAGAGGAAGCGAAGCAUUGCAGAAGAAUUGCUUCAUGAUGCUGCCUUAGGAAAAUACAGGAAACGUAAAGUUCGAGAAAUUGAGGAACGAAAUAAUGUUCCUGGGGUGGAGAAAUGGAAAAUUAAGGGAAAGCAGUCAUGGAAGCGAGCAAAACAUAGAAGGGGUGACUGAUCACAUACUGUACAUGUAUUUUGCAUGUCAAUUUCUGAUAGGAGUAGUAUAUGGCCAAAGUUAACUUUGGUUUCAGAGAAAACGAAAACUGUAAGCUAGGUCUUUGUGUGCAUAUGUUCUUUCUUUUGAAGAAAAAGAAACAGGACCUGUUAAAACUAGUAUAUGCUUUCUGUUUUAACCAAGCAAAAUGAAGAAUAUAUGCUAAAAACUGAUGUCGGCUUUGGUGGUCUGGUGGAUGACUUGAAGAUGAUGUUUAUCUACGCACAAUUAAGAGCUUGUUUUAUGGUCUCGUGCAACAUAUCGAUUUAGAGCUAGUAUCAGAGCAAUUAGCACUGGUGACACACUUGAUUGACAAGAUAUCAGUGGCCGAUUUGCUCCCCUAUAUAUGUGAGAUUCUGGAAGAGUCUCAAGUUGGGAGUGUUUAUAGCUAAUGAAUCGUGGCCGUUUGGUAUGCCUAUAUGCGUUCUUUUUGCAAACAAAUUAACUAAAUUGCAAAUUUUUUAUACAUGCACAUGCCCAUGGUAGUUGAGAAAAAGUUCUGUAAUCUUAACCCAAGAGAUACUAAUUAAGAACACAUUUUCAG